AUGGACACGCCCGACCGCCGCGCCGCGCCGCCGGCUGCCAGAGCGGAGGACUCACCCCUUUUCAGUUUCAUUGAUAGCCUGUCUCCAAUCGAGCCUCUCAAGUCAGCAUAUUCGGGGAAUAGCCUCCAAGCAUACCACCAGUCUCUCAACAUCACCUCUGUUUCCUCCAUCUUCACUUCCCCGCACCACAAUGCACAGAAGGAAUCGAAGCUCUCCAAGAGCUCUUUUGCGGACUUCUCCGAAAAUGAGCUUUGCGUGGACGGCACUGACAAAGACAAACCAUCCAGUUCGUCAAAUGAAGUUAGAUUGUUGGCCUGCACUAGCACUAUAACUCGUGAGAGCCAAACAAUUACCUCUUCAGUAAAUGAAGGGGUUGUUGAUCUUCCCCAAGGGCCUAAUGAUUUGCCGCCACGUGGUCGAUUUUAUUCUGGCAGUCCAGAUCAUAACACAACGCCUUGCCACGGUGUUAGGUCAGAUCUUAAACAGGACAAAUCUCGAAAAUUAGAAGCCAUCCAGACUGCUAAAAAUACUUUGGAGAAAAGGAAAUGUUUGUUUUCCACUGACAUGCAGCUCCCUGAUGGCCAGCCUGCAAAUGACAAUGAAGUUCUUGGCUGUGAAUGGGAUGAAUUGGUUUCUGUAACUUCUGGUGAGCUUUUGGCCUUUGACUCAUCAAUGCACCAAGAUCACAGAGGAAUUCAGCUGGCAGUAAAUAAUGCAGAAUCUUGCGGAUAUUUGCUAUCAAGACUUACUGGGGAUGGUGACAUUGCAGACAGAACACACCCCAGUGCAUCCAGCCAAGCAUACUAUCAAGAGAUGGUAAUGGGAGAAGAUAAGGCAGAAAAUGCUCAAGUCUUUCCCGAAGAUAUAAAAACAAUCUCAGGUGAAGAAAUACAGGAUAAUCUCAAUGAAGAGAAUGCAUGUAAUCCAUUAGACUGCAAGGUUGAGACCCAACAACGUGGUGUUCGAAGACGCUGUCUUGUUUUUGAGGCAUCCAGAUAUCCGCAUAAGACUGCGCAGAAAGAAUCUGUUGCAAAUUUGCCCUUCUCAACUCGCAAAGGCAAAAGUCCUGCACAAAGUCACACAAAUCCAGCAAAAACUCCAUCACCACAUGUAUUUCGUGGUAUCGGUCUUCAUUUAAAUGCUCUUGCUUUAACAGUGAACGACAAAAUCGCUCGUCAGAACCCUGCAACUACUGCUUUGGUUCCAUCACUGAAAGUUGAGCCGGACAUGCAUGGGAAUGUGCUGUCUGCUGGAGAUAAUUUCAUCCAUUCUGGUGCUGGUCUUUUAGACCUUCAGAUGAAUAAUGAUGAUUGUUCAGCUGGAGGCUUUCUUGAAAAUGAUCAUAUUUCAAGUCAAAGCAGCAGCCCCCCAAAGAAGAGGCGUAAAUCAGAUAACAACGAUGAUGACUCAUGCAAACGUUGCAGCUGUAAAAAGUCAAAGUGCUUGAAACUUUAUUGUGAGUGCUUUGCUGCUGGCGUAUACUGUUCGGAACCUUGUUCGUGUCAAGGAUGUCUUAACAAGCCUAUACAUGAGGAAAUUGUUCUCUCUACUCGAAAGCAGAUAGAAUUCCGGAAUCCACUGGCAUUUGCUCCAAAAGUUAUCCGCUUGUCUGAUGCUGCCCAAGAGACUCAGGAAGAUCCUAAUAACACACCUGCUUCGGCUCGUCAUAAGAGAGGAUGCAAUUGCAAGAAGUCAAGCUGUCUCAAGAAAUAUUGCGAAUGCUAUCAGGGAGGUGUUGGCUGCUCCACAAACUGCAGAUGCGAAACUUGCAAAAACACUUUUGGCAUUAGAGAUGGUGCUGUAUCGGCGGAGAAUGAAGAAAUGAAACAAGUAGGCGAACCGACUGAAAGUUGUGGAAAAGAAAAAGAAAAUGACCUACAGAACGCUAAUGUACAGAGCGAAGAUCACAAACUCGUUGAGCUCGCUGUCCCAAUAACACCACCUUUCGAUGUUUCAAGUUCUUUGCUCAAACAGCCAAACUUCUCAAAUGCAAAGCCACCGAGACCUACAAAACCCCGCAGUGGGAGCUCCUCUCGUUCAAAGGCCCCUGAAGCAGUUCACUCUCGCAAGAUUUCAAAGGUCGCUGAAAGCGCGUUCGAUGAGGAGAUGCCUGGCAUCUUAAAAGAAGCUUCUUCUCCUGGUAUCGUCAAGACUUCUUCACCUAAUGGAAAAAGGGUGUCACCACCGCAUAAUGCACUCAGCAUUUCACCAAACCGAAAAGGAGGGCGGAAGCUUAUUCUGAAAUCCAUCCCCUCUUUCCCGUCACUUCUUGGAGACAUGGGUAGUGGGUCUGCAGCAGGCAAUGCCGACAGCACAUUCAGCGCAUCGCCUCUUGCUUUAGGUCCGUCAUAGAAGCUGGGAAAUAGAUUACUUGCAACCGGAGUACGACUUGUAAUCCGACUGUGGAACCUCACAUAUUACUCAGUGUCAAGGCUCGAGGUACUGGUAGAGAAAAUCAUGUUAGGACUUAAAAGAUCAGGUAGCCUGUAUUUGUAAUAUAUUUAAUUAGUGAAUAAAUCUGUAUGUAAGAUGCUAAAGAUUUUAUGUAGUUAGGUUUCCUUAUCAACUUGUAGUAAUACUACAUAAAUCGUGUGUGGGU
Molecule: messenger RNA, 2599 nt
Organism: Lolium rigidum
Lineage: Eukaryota; Viridiplantae; Streptophyta; Magnoliopsida; Poales; Poaceae
Product: protein tesmin/TSO1-like CXC 2
Exons: 11
Coding region: 1-2352 (783 amino acids)
Molecular function (GO): DNA-binding transcription factor activity
Source: RefSeq, a predicted model, not a curated record